This is a messenger RNA of Prunus persica (peach), 1324 nucleotides long. RefSeq names its product reticulon-like protein B6. The record is from RefSeq and is a predicted model, not a curated record. The transcript is spliced from 5 exons. Bases 193 to 966 code for a protein of 257 amino acids. NCBI's taxonomy places the organism in Eukaryota, Viridiplantae, Streptophyta, Magnoliopsida, Rosales, Rosaceae.
ACCGCAAGGCUCGAGCAAAUCAACAAAAUCAACGGCCCAGAUCUAGUCUCGUGUCCCGCAACCUUAUAUAGCUCGCUCUUAUCCCAACCCCAAAACCCUACUUUACUCUCUGUUAUUAGUUCGGUCACUCAUCUGAAAGUUUCGGGAGAUUUCAUUUUCAUUUAUAUUUUUGUUUUUGGGGUUUCGGAGAUCAUGGCUGACCAGUCGGAGAGUGCCGGUUCGACGGUGGAGCACGAGAAGUCACUGAUGGAGAAGAUCAGCGAGAAGAUCCACGAUCAUAACUCGUCGUCUUCGUCGUCAUCUGACUCGGAUAACGAGAAACCGGAGUCGCCCAAGUCUGAGAAGCCCAAGGUUUUCAGGAUUUUCGGGAGGGAGAAACCAGUUCACCAUGUUUUCGGUGGAGGAAAGCCUGCUGAUGUGUUCUUGUGGAGAAACAAGAAGGUUUCAGCUGGUGUUCUUGGUGGAGCCACUGCAGUCUGGGUCCUUUUUGAGUUGCUUGAGUACCACCUACUUACUCUUGUUGGCCACAUUUUGAUUGGUACCCUUGCGGUCUUGUUCCUCUGGUCCAAUGCUCAUUCUUUUAUCCACAAGACUCCACCUCGCAUCCCAGAAGUUCAUCUUCCUGAGGAACCAUUCCUGCAGGUUGCUUCUGAGCUGAGACUUCAAAUCAACUGGGCUUUUGCGGUCCUUCAUGAUAUUGCAUCUGGCAGAGAAUUGAAGAAAUUCCUGAUCGUUAUUGCUGGCUUGUGGGUUCUUUCAAUUGUGGGGACUUGGUGCAAUUUCUUGACCUUGUUUUACAUAUCUUUUGUUUUGCUGCACACGGUGCCUGUCAUUUAUGAGAAGUAUGAAGACAAGAUAGACCCAUUUGCAGAGAAGGCAACUAUUGAAUUCAAAAAGCACUAUGCAGUGUUUGAUGCCAAGGUUCUCAGUAAGAUUCCGCAGGGGCUGAAAAACAAGAGGUCUUAGAAAGUCUGAAGUGUUUUGUUGUGCUUUAAAAGCUCUAGGUUUUGUAGUUGAGCUUCCCAUGCUGUUCAAGUGUUUGGGUUUUGUUAUUCAAAUGACUUUAUGUGGUCUUAGUUUCCAGAUUUAGGUUUGUGAUGUGCUUAUACGUAAUCAUGGGAAGCCUUUAAACAGCACAUUAGCCAUACGUUUAUUUUGACAACUUUAUGCUAUCCAAUUCUGUCUUGUACAUGGGUUGUCGCUUAUAUGAACAGUUAUGGUGGAUGUUAUUUCAUGCUGCUUCUCCUUUUGGUUGCGAGCAUGAUAUUUUGGUGCUUAAGUUUUAUGAAAGUUUAGCAUUGUGUCCCAAACAUACCUAAAUUAA